Molecule: messenger RNA, 234 nt
Organism: Clonostachys solani
Lineage: Eukaryota; Fungi; Ascomycota; Sordariomycetes; Hypocreales; Bionectriaceae
Source: the annotation of a GenBank genome assembly
AUGAUCGCUAAAUAUCCCAUCAUUCUUCUCGCCUGCGUUGCGAGUGUCCUUGCCGCACCCUCCACCGGGGCUGGUCAGGUUGCCCGCGAUCAGACGCCGGCUGGUGCGGACAACAUUCUAGACGAGCGCAACGCGGCGAACGACUGUAGGCGCGAAGGCGACCAUUGCAAGUUCAACUUCGAAUGUUGCUCCCGCCACUGUGGGUAUACGUCUGGCUUUAAGUGUACCCGAUAA